Molecule: messenger RNA, 5830 nt
Organism: Castor canadensis (American beaver)
Lineage: Eukaryota; Metazoa; Chordata; Mammalia; Rodentia; Castoridae
Source: RefSeq, a predicted model, not a curated record
CACUGCCGCUGCCGCCGCCGCCGCCGCCGCCGCCGCCUGCCGGGCCCGCCCGUCUGUCCGCCCGCCCGCAUGGCGCUCCGGAGCUUCUGCAGCGCCGAUGGCUCCGACCCCUUCUGGUGCCCACCCUGGGCCAAAGCCAAGUCCAAGGAUCCAGAAGGAAGCUGGCAUGGACGUGGGUAGGCCCCUGAGUGAGCCUUCUGGUGCAGGCCAGGAGCCAUUUUACAUCAGCACCUCAGUUUCCACAGCUGUUAAAUGGGGAACGGACUGGAAUGUCACGUGGUACACCAGCAACCCCGACUUCACCAAGUGCUUUCAGAACACCGUCCUCGUGUGGGUGCCCUGUUUGUACCUCUGGGCCUGUUUCCCCUUCUACUUCCUCUAUCUCUCCCGACACGACCGGGGCUAUAUUCAGAUGACACACCUCAACAAAACCAAAACUGCCUUGGGGUUCCUUCUGUGGGUCGUCUGCUGGGCAGAUCUCUUCUACUCUUUCUGGGAAAGAAGUUGGGGUGUGUUGCUGGCCCCGGUGUUGCUGGUCAGCCCAACCCUCUUGGGCAUCACCAUGCUGCUCGCUACCCUUUUAAUUCAGCUCGAGCGAAGGAAGGGAGUCCAGUCCUCAGGGAUCAUGCUCACUUUCUGGCUUGUAGCCCUACUGUGUGCCCUGGCCAUCUUGAGAUCCAGAAUCAUGACUGCCUUAAAAGAGGACACUCAAGUGGACCUGUUCCGCGAUGUCACUUUCUACGUGUACCUUUCCCUUGUGCUCAUUCAGCUCGUGCUGUCCUGCUUCUCAGACCGAUCGCCCCUGUUCUCCGAAACCAUCAGUGACUCCAAUCCUUGCCCGGAGUCCGGUGCCUCAUUCCUUUCCAGGAUCACCUUCUGGUGGAUCACAGGGUUGAUGAUCCGGGGCUACCGCCAGCCCCUGGAGGCCAGUGACCUCUGGUCGCUGAACAAGGAGGACACUUCAGAACAAGUGGUGCCGGUGUUGGUGAAGAACUGGAAGAAGGAGUGUGCCAAGUCUCGGAAGCAGCCUGUGAGGGUCGUGUACUCUGCCAAGGAGCCUGCCAAGCCCAGAGAGGGUUCCAAGGUGGAUGUGAACGAGGAGGCGGAGGCCCUGAUUGUCAAGGCCCCGCAGAAGGAGCGUGCCCCCUCCUUGUUCAAGGUGUUGUACAAGACCUUCGGGCCCUACUUCCUCGUGAGCUUCUUCUUCAAGGCUCUGCAUGACCUCAUGAUGUUCGCUGGCCCCGAGAUCUUGAAGUUGCUCAUCAACUUUGUGAACGACACACAGGCGCCUGACUGGCAGGGCUAUUUCUACACAGCGCUGCUGUUCAUCAGUGCCUGCCUGCAGACGCUGGUGCUGCACCAGUACUUCCAUAUCUGCUUCGUCAGCGGCAUGCGUGUCAAGACCGCUGUGAUUGGGGCUGUGUACCGGAAGGCCCUGGUGAUCACCAGCUCAGCGAGAAAGUCAUCCACGGUUGGAGAGAUUGUCAACCUCAUGUCUGUGGACGCCCAGAGGUUCAUGGACUUGGCCACGUACAUUAACAUGAUCUGGUCAGCCCCUCUGCAAGUCAUCCUUGCUCUCUACCUCCUGUGGCUGAACCUGGGUCCCUCUGUCCUGGCUGGUGUGGCUGUGAUGAUCCUUAUGGUGCCUUUCAAUGCUGUGAUGGCCAUGAAGACCAAAACCUACCAGGUGGCCCACAUGAAGAGCAAGGACAAUCGGAUUAAACUGAUGAACGAAAUUCUCAACGGGAUCAAGGUACUCAAGCUGUACGCCUGGGAGCUGGCAUUCAAGGACAAGGUGAUGGCCAUCAGGCAGGAGGAGCUGAAGGUGCUCAAGAAGUCUGCCUACCUGGCUGCCGUGGGGACCUUCACCUGGGUGUGCACACCGUUCCUGGUGGCCCUGUCUACUUUUGCCGUCUAUGUGACCGUGGACAAGAACAACGUCCUGGAUGCACAGAAGGCCUUCGUGUCCUUGGCCUUGUUCAACAUCCUUCGUUUCCCCCUCAACAUCCUCCCCAUGGUCAUCAGCAGCAUCGUGCAGGCCAGUGUGUCCCUCAAGCGCCUGAGGGUCUUCCUGUCCCACGAGGAGCUGGAGCCAGACAGCAUUGAGCGGAGGCCCAUGAAGGAUGGCGGGGGAACAAACAGCAUUACUGUGAAGAAUGCCACAUUCACGUGGUCCAGGGGAGAACCUCCCACGCUCACUGGCAUCACCUUCUCCAUCCCGGACGGCGCCCUGGUGGCCGUGGUGGGCCAGGUGGGCUGUGGGAAGUCCUCUCUGCUCUCAGCCCUCUUGGCUGAGAUGGACAAGGUGGAGGGACAAGUGGCUCUCAAGGGCUCGGUGGCCUACGUCCCCCAGCAGGCCUGGAUUCAGAAUGACUCUCUGAGAGAAAACAUCCUUUUUGGGCGCCCGCUGCAGGAGCGGUAUUACAAGGCCGUGAUGGAGGCCUGUGCCCUCCUCCCGGACCUGGAAAUCCUGCCCAGCGGGGACCGGACCGAGAUCGGCGAGAAGGGUGUGAACCUGUCGGGGGGCCAGAAGCAGCGCGUGAGCCUGGCCCGGGCUGUGUACUGCGACUCGGACAUCUACCUCUUCGAUGACCCGCUCUCGGCCGUGGACGCCCACGUGGGGAAGCACAUCUUUGAAAACGUGAUUGGUCCUAAGGGGAUGCUGCAGAACAAGACACGGCUCCUGGUUACACAUGGCAUCAGCUACCUGCCACAGGUGGACGUCAUCGUGGUCAUGAGUGGCGGGAAGAUCUCAGAGAUGGGCUCCUACCAGGAGCUGCUGGCCCGGGACGGGGCCUUUGCUGAGUUCCUGCGCACAUACGCCAGCACUGAGCAGGACCAGACCUUGGAGGAGGAGGGCAGCACAGUGAUGGAGGAGGAGGAGGAGGAAGGGUUAACAGGCCUCAGUGGUCCAGGGAAGGAGGCAAAGCCGAUGGAGAAUGGCGUGCUAGUGACGGACACCUCAGGGAAGCACCUGCAGAGGCAGCUGAGCAGCGCCUCCUCCUACAGUGGGGACACCAGCAGGCACCACGCCAGCAGUGCCGAGCUGCACAAGGCUGGGGCCAAGGAGGAGACCUGGAAGCUGAUGGAGGCGGACAAGGCGCAGACAGGCCAGGUGCAGCUGUCCGUGUACUGGGACUACAUGAAAGCUAUUGGGCUUUUCAUAUCCUUCCUGAGCAUCUUCCUCUUCCUGUGCAACCACGUCUCUGCCCUGGCCUCCAACUACUGGCUCAGCCUCUGGACAGACGACCCCAUUGUCAAUGGGACCCAGGAGCACACAAAGGUCCGGCUGAGCGUCUAUGGAGCCCUGGGCAUCUCACAAGGCGUCGCCGUGUUCGGCUACUCCAUGGCCGUGUCCGUGGGCGGCAUCCUGGCCUCCCGUCGCCUGCACCUGGACCUGCUGCACAGUGUGCUGCGCUCGCCCGUCAGCUUCUUCGAGCGCACGCCCAGCGGGAACCUGGUGAACCGCUUCUCCAAGGAGCUGGACACGGUGGACUCCAUGAUCCCGCAGGUCAUUAAGAUGUUUAUGGGCUCCCUGUUCAACGUCCUGGGCGCCUGCGUCAUCAUCCUGCUGGCCACGCCUGUCGCUGCGGCCAUCAUCCCGCCCCUCGGCCUUGUCUACUUCUUCGUGCAGCGGUUCUAUGUGGCCUCCAGCCGGCAGCUGAAGCGCCUCGAGUCGGUCAGUCGCUCCCCGGUCUAUUCACACUUCAGCGAGACCUUGCUGGGGGUCAGCGUCAUCCGUGCCUUUGAGGACCAGGAGCGCUUCAUCCGCCAGAGCGACCUCAAGGUGGAUGAGAACCAGAAGGCUUAUUACCCCAGCAUCGUGGCCAACAGGUGGCUGGCCGUGCGGCUGGAGUAUGUCGGCAACUGCAUUGUUCUGUUUGCUGCCCUGUUUGCAGUCAUCUCCAGGCACAGCCUCAGCGCUGGCUUGGUGGGCCUCUCCGUGUCUUACUCCUUGCAGAUCACGGCAUACUUGAACUGGCUAGUUCGGAUGUCGUCUGAGAUGGAGACCAACAUUGUGGCCGUAGAGAGACUCAAGGAAUAUUCAGAAAUCGAGAAAGAGGCUCCCUGGCAGAUCCAGGAGACUGCGCCACCCAGCAACUGGCCACAGGUGGGCCGAGUGGAGUUCCGGGACUAUGGCCUGCGCUACCGAGAGGACCUGGACUUGGUUCUCAAACACAUCAGCAUCACCAUUGAUGGGGGAGAAAAGGUUGGCAUCGUGGGUCGGACAGGAGCUGGGAAGUCAUCUCUGACCUUGGGCUUGUUUCGGAUCAAUGAAUCUGCAGAAGGAGAAAUCAUCAUUGAUGGCGUCAACAUUGCCAAGAUUGGCCUGCACAACCUGCGCUUCAAGAUCACUAUCAUCCCCCAGGACCCUGUUUUGUUCUCGGGUUCCCUCCGCAUGAACCUGGACCCAUUCAGCCAGUACUCGGAUGAAGAGGUCUGGACGGCCCUGGAGCUGGCGCACCUGAAGGGCUUCGUGUCAGCCCUUCCUGACAAGCUGAACCACGAGUGCGCAGAAGGUGGCGAGAACCUGAGUGUUGGGCAGCGCCAGCUUGUGUGUCUGGCCCGGGCUCUGCUGAGGAAGACGAAGAUUCUUGUGUUGGAUGAGGCCACAGCAGCCGUGGACCUGGAAACGGACAACCUCAUUCAGUCCACCAUCAGAACACAGUUUGAGGACUGCACCGUGCUCACCAUUGCCCACCGACUCAACACCAUCAUGGACUACAUGAGGGUGAUCGUCCUGGACAAAGGAGAAAUCCGGGAGUGCGGCCCCCCCUCCGACCUCCUGCAGCAGAGGGGUAUCUUCUACAGCAUGGCCAAAGAUGCUGGCUUGGUGUGAGCCCUGGAGCCACAGAGCUGCGGGCCAGCACCCUUGGGAACCCCAAGCCUUCCUCACAGAAACCAAAAAAAAAUGAAAGAAAGAAAACCAAAUCUAAGAAACCAAAACACACAAAAAAGCAGACACUGUCUGGCCCCUGCCUGGAAUUGGCCUUGAAGAAUCAGGAGGCAGAGCUGUGUCCACCCCGAGCAUGCACGCUGGCCUUUAGUGCCCCUGUGAGGGUCACAGCCCUGGAAAUGCAGGCUGUGCGCCUGGUGCAUCCAGUGGACGGGUUUGGCAGCCAGACCUCCAGAGAAAUGGUUGUGUGACAUAUGCUAGUGACCAAAUCCAGCCAACUGCCUUGUGUGUCUGUGGAUCUCGAGUCUUCGAGACACUCUUGAUCUUGUUCUCUUCCCCUGUCACCUCCAUGUCCCUGCUUCCAGCCCCAAUGCUUCAUUUCCCUGGAGUCUGGUGAAAAUCAUCAUGACUCUCAGGCAGUGUCCCAAGGGCCCAGACCAGUCCCCUUUCCAACCACCUCGUCUUCCAGGCGCUCCAGUAACCAGCACCCAGCAUCGUCUCCAUCAGGAUUGAUUGAGUGACCAGAGGCAGCCUUGGGUACCCAUGCAGCCGUCUUCAUUGAAGGGAUGUGGCUAGGCUAGUGACAAUUCAGUCCUGGCACUGCAGAUCCAGGCCAUCCUCCCUUAGUGCUGACUCUCCAACUCACUCAUCUCCCACCCACGCCGUCCUUCCCUCACUUUCCCUUUUACCCAAAGCUUGGAUGGUUUUACUCCUCUAAGAAGGUCUGCUGAUGGUUACGAAACACCCAAAGUCAAGAGCACGAAGGACCACCAAGUCUUACUGCUUGGUACCAAAGAGAGACAGACCCUCUGGAGUCUUCUAGGUUUUCUCACUCUUGGCACCGGCUCACUGCCAAGAAGCAGCUUGAUGGAGAACUUUGCAUUCAGGUUACCGAUUCUCUUCCAUGGCAAGAAAAGAACCCGUUCAUGAAUA